Messenger RNA from Linderina pennispora, 5447 nucleotides. RefSeq lists its product as uncharacterized. The coding region runs from base 16 to 5037 and encodes 1673 amino acids. Lineage: Eukaryota; Fungi; Kickxellomycota; Kickxellomycetes; Kickxellales; Kickxellaceae. Gene Ontology annotation, cellular component: membrane; voltage-gated calcium channel complex. The record is from RefSeq and is a predicted model, not a curated record. Gene Ontology annotation, molecular function: high voltage-gated calcium channel activity. The transcript is spliced from 9 exons. Gene Ontology annotation, biological process: calcium ion import across plasma membrane.
CUGCGCGGACACUCCAUGGGCAUAUUCUCGCCGACGAACCUGGUACGUGUCUGGCUGGCACGCUUGUUCUCGCACCGCCUCACCAGCUGUCUAAUGACGGCCUUGCUGCUGGCGUAUUUUUGCGUGUGCGCGUCCGAGAACCUCGACAGCCCCGAGCCCCACGGCCUGGUCGAUUCGUGGCCAAGGGCUAUUCGCAGCACCCUGUUUUUUGUGUUCACCAUGGAGAUGAUGGCACGUAUCAUCGUCACGGGCUUCUUGUUUGACCAACAGCUCACACCGACUGAUUUCUACGUUAACAUCGUGGGCAAGAUACCAGCGGUCAGGUGGCUCUGGAAGCCAAAGGACAAGACUGAGCAGCAAGGCCGGCCCUGUGGGAGGCGGCGGCGCAGACAUAGGCGCAGGCAAUCGCAGCACAGCAGCAGACCCAGUGCCCCAAUGGUGCCACAGAAGCCGCCUAGGCUGCAGUAUAAAGGCAAUGCGCAUGUAUCAGGGCCAAUGCGGCCAUUUCUCCGGCACACGUACAACCGGCUCGACCUGGUCUCGCUGGUUGCCUUCUGGGUUGCUGCAGCAAUCUCGUCCACGCACAGACACAAAGAAGUGAUCACGCUUCUUGACGCCCUGGCUGCGAUCCGCUUCGUGCGCUUCAUGAGCCUGACGCCUGGGUCGUACUCUGUCAUCGGUUCGCUCAAGCGUAGUGCGCCAAUGCUCGGCAAAGUGUCGCUCUAUAUGGGCUUUUUCUUCCUGCUGUUCGCAUGCUUGGGCGUGACAAUCUUCCGCGGCGCAUUCUCCCGCCGGUGCAUCUCAGCAGCCACGCUGGAGUCGGCCGUGCCGGAGCGCUACUGCUGCAGCUACAUGGAGAAUGGCCGACGCCAGCCGUAUUUGGUCGGUUCCGGUACUCCGACAGUGAAUCAGUCGCCGCGCGCAUAUGCGUGUCCACAGGGCCAGAUUUGCAUGACCGUUGGCAACCCGUCGAACAGUCUGAUGAACUACGACAAUAUUUUUGCCUCUGCCGUGCAGGUAUUUAUUGUCGCAUCAGCGCAGGGCUGGGCAGACAUUAUGUACAUUGUCAUGGACUCGAUCUCGUAUGUUUCAUCCGUCUACUUUGUCUCGUGCGUCAUGAUCAUCCAGCUGUGGCUCAUCAACCUGUUCGUCGCUGUCACCAACGAGGCAUUUGCAAAGAUCCGUGAAGAGGCCGACCGCUGCAAGCUCGGGAAGGAGCCCGUGCCUGCGUGGAGACGCCUGACACCCGAGGAAGUUGAGCGUGCAGGUGGAUGGCGGAACCGCGGAACCCAGGAUUUCUGGUGCUUUCUGGUCAUUGUCGACAUUUACUACAAGGUUGUCUGGCGUGUCGACAAGUCGGACCACACGGUCGCAUCCUACCAGACAAUCUCAAAGGUGGCCUCGGCCAUGUUUGGCGUCGAAAUUGUCGUACGCAUGGCGCGCGCAUGGCGCAUUUGCCCGAAGCCGCGGACCGUGCUCAAUAUCGUCGACUCCAUUAUCGCCGUAGCUGAUAUUAUCAUGGAGUUUGGCCGCUUUUCGGACUCACAGGCCCACCGCAUCAUGUACGUGUUUUCGUCACUACGCACGUACCGCCUGAUUGAGAACUUUCCAAAGACACGCGCCUUGAUGCAUAAGAUCAAGGGGUCGAUACCCGGUCUGCUCAACGUCAUGGUGACCAUUGGCCUGACAAUUUGCCUGGGCGCCGCUAUCUCAAUGCAGCUGAUCGGUGGAUAUGUGCCGGCAGAAGACGACGACGGCAGUUUUAUCCAGAUGCGGUACAACACAUAUCCACACGCACUGCUAUCCACAUAUCAGCUGUUUUCGGGCGCCGACUGGACUGACCUGCUGUGGGAGGCAACUGGCCAGAUGCAGGACAAGAAUGAGAAUUGGCUCGUGGCCAUCUACAUGUGCGCCUUCUACUACUUCACAAACUACAUUCUGCUGAACAUGAUGAUCGCCCUGAUCAUGGACAACUUUGAGACCAGCGAGAAGGAGAAACGCAUUCGCCAGCUCGCAGAGUUCCACAACUCGCUAACCCGCACAACCGCCAGCGACGAUAACAACGAUGAUGCUGUGCGGCAGCCAGUCAUCGACAAAGGCAAGGGCGUCGACCAUGAGGGCUGCGGUACGGGCGUGUCGUCGGAGAUCAUGAUCGAUGUCGGCAGCAGUUCCAGCGAAUUGCGGUCGCGCGGUGGACGCAGAUCUGGCAGCGGGGUUAGUUCUACCGGAGUCUUGCGGUCGCCGCGGAUCAGCAUUUCACAGAGUGGCAACAGGUUGGAGGUCGGUGGUAUGCAGGGCAUCUUGUUUGGCAAAUCGUCGGCGGAGCAGCGCAUUGUCGCACAAGAACGGUGGGAGACUGCCCGGCGUGAAUUCGAGUCUGCACACCCGACGUACAACAAGUCGCUGUUUCUGUUUGCGCCUGAUAGCAUGUUCCGCCAAAUAUGCUACAUGCUGGACACUGGCUUUCGGUUCUCCGAGGAUGCCUUCAGAACGACACCUAAAUACUGGCGCUGGGCGCACUAUGCGUGGGAGGCUCUCGGCUUCGCGGUCACCAUUUUAUCGAUCAUGGUUCUGUGUAUCGACACACCCAUUAGGCGCAAGCAUAUCAUGGACUCGGGUCAGAUGGGGCAGUUCUCGUGGUUCUUCUUCACAACCAUGGCGCUUGGCAUAUUCUGCACGAUUGAGAUUGCCAUCAAAGCAGUUGCUCAUGGGUUUGUGCUGGCACCGCAUGCCUGUAUGAAGUCCCCAUGGAACAUCAUUGACUUGCUCGUGUCUGUGUCGCUCUUCGUCAGCCUACACACACUGGUCGGUGGAUCCAAUAUGACGCGGUUUAUUCGGUUUCUGCGGUCGCUGCGGUCUCUCCGGCUGAUCAGCAAAUUCAAGGAUGCGCGGGAUGCCUUCAACAACCUGCUGGUGGGCAGUGCCGCACGCAUCAUUGUGGCUCUGUGGAUCAUGCUGCUGCUCUUGAUUCCAUGCGCGAUCCUGGCGCACAACAUGUGGUACGACAUGCUGUUUGCCUGCAACGACGACAGCGUUGACGGGCGCGUUGGGUGCAUUGGCGAAUAUUUUGACUCGGACUUGGGAAUUCUGAUUCCGCGGAUCUGGGAAAACCCGCGCAACUACAAUUUUGACACAUUUGGCAGUGCGCUCAGCAUAUUGUUCACAGCCAUUUCGAACGAGGGCUGGACCGACGUUAUGAGCAAUACCAUGGCAAUCCGCGGAAUCGACCUGCAGCCGCGCCCAAAUCACUCGUGGUGGAAUUCGCUCUGGUGGGUUGCAUACAUAUUCUUUGCCACGAUAUUCAUCCUCUACAUCUUCAUUGGCAUAAUCGUCGCUAGCUACACGCAGCGCACAGGCACUGCGUUUCUCACUACCGAACAGCGACGCUGGCUUGAUCUGAAGAUCCAACUGCGCGGAACUCACCCGCCAACACUGCCUCGGACACUGCAGAAAAAGGGAUUUCGCCGGUGGUGCUUUAUGGCGUCGAUCAAGACCAAUACCUGGUAUUCGCGCACCCUCACAGCUGCCGCGCUGGCAAACUGCGUCGUUCUACUGACAGUGUACCGCGACCGCUCAGCUGAGAUAGACAAGGUUCAAAAGUGCUUCAGGUACGCGUCGUACAUUGUGUUUGUGCUGGACUUUGGCAUCAACAUGGUCGGUAUGGGCGUGCGCGCAACAUUGCGCAAUGCAAACUACCAGCUGCUGAUUCUGUGUGGGCUCAUUAUCAUACUGUUCGAGUUCAUGUUCACGACCCUUGGCGCUGCAUCUUUGGGCUCUGUGAUGCUGCUCUACAAGCUCAUGUUGAUUUCCGACACGCUCAACGAGCUGACACGCAUGAUUAUCGGCGGCUUCCGACCGAUCCUGAUUCUGUUCUGGGUCUGGAUGGUUAUGACUUUAAUCUUCACUCUUUUGACGGUUGAGCUGUGGGGGCUGACGCGCGCUGGGCCGGAGACAUCAGCACAUGCAAAUUUCUGGUCGUUCUUGCCGGCAUUCCUGACCCUGCUGCGAUUCAGUUACGGCGAGAAUUGGAACUACCUGAUCACCGACCUGCAGGUUCAGUAUCCGCACUGUGUCCAGUCUUAUAACGGCAGCUAUCUGCAAACGGACUGUGGGCAAACGGGCCUGACAUACCUGAUCUUCUUCACAUACAACCUGGUGUCCAUGUACAUCUUUGUCAAUGUGUUUAUUGGCGUGGUCACAGACAACUUCCAGUACUGCUACCAGUCCUCAUCGUCAUACAAGCUCCUGACCCGCCAAGAGAUCCGCCAGUUCCGCGUUACAUGGUGGCGGUUCGAUCCGGAGGGCACCGGGUAUAUUCCACGCGAGAAAUAUGCUGCCUUCUUUAGUAAGCUGAAGCCACCGUUCAAUGUUGGCAUGUAUGGCGAUCGGCUUAAACUUAAGCAUCUGAUCGACCGCGUGCGGUACACACACGGCAAUUUCGAUGCCUACACACAUCCCGGCCACGACAACGAGCCCCUACAGUACGACCUGAACAUCACUGAGCUUGAGCACUGCCUACAACAUGCUGACCCCUACCAGAUGAUGUUGAAUCGGCGUGAGUUCAACCGGAUCUACCAAGAGGCGUUGCUGAUAGAUGACCCGAAGCGUGGCAUGGGCUUCACCCAGAUGCUGGUAUUCCUGGCACGCAAAAAAAUGGUUGACCCUGCGACAGCAUUUCUGGUCGAAGAGACGCUUCGGUACAACGAUCUUGCCGAACAGGUCGACGAGGUUUUGCGUCAAAAGUUUGUUGAGGACGUCAUCAUUUCAUCUGUGCGUCGCCGCAAGUUUCUGACCGCCAUGAAGCUGCAUCGCAGCCUACAGGGAUUGCAGAGCCGCAAGCAGUCGCUGAGAGUCCCGAUAUCCAUGCCUCAUCCAACUCUGCACCAAGCCGAAGAUGGCCCGCCUAUUCCACUUGUCCGUGUACAUCAGCCUGAACUGCAGGUGGAUACAACGGGAAUACAGCGCUCGACUAUAUCAAACUGUGAGCCACUCUCCCCUCCGGCUGUCUAUCUCUUUGUCACCGGACCCGGCACCUGAGAGGCUAGACACGCAGUUCGUAGUCUCCAGAUCUACGUCGACUACACUAGAACAGUCAGUAAGGAAGAAUGAGUGUGGCUCACAAGCUUCCCAUUCGUCGAGUUUGCCAAGCGUCGUGGGCUUGCGGUCAAGUCCUGGGGUUGGCCCAGCAAUCGGGUCGCCAGAUCUGCUGCCACUUCCUUCAUUGACUGGUUAUCAAAUAGGGAGCCCAGAUCAACGACAAGGGCCUCCUUGUCAGCAGCGCGAUGAUAAUACACCACCCCACACUAGAUCCCGCAACGGAUCCCUUCCCAAGUGACAGAGUACUACGUUUUACCAUACACACAAUUGUUGAUAUAAGCUGAGGGUUUAAACAUCGAGGGUCCUUAUGAAGUCUCAUUUACAAGGCAAUAAAGAGCGUCUCGUGUCUG